Messenger RNA from Cavia porcellus (domestic guinea pig), 2872 nucleotides. It is a transcript of the gene Elovl5, whose product is annotated as ELOVL fatty acid elongase 5. Bases 312 to 1199 code for a protein of 295 amino acids. The record is from RefSeq and is a predicted model, not a curated record. NCBI's taxonomy places the organism in Eukaryota, Metazoa, Chordata, Mammalia, Rodentia, Caviidae. Gene Ontology annotation, cellular component: endoplasmic reticulum membrane; endoplasmic reticulum. Gene Ontology annotation, biological process: fatty acid elongation, monounsaturated fatty acid; fatty acid elongation, saturated fatty acid; sphingolipid biosynthetic process. The transcript is spliced from 10 exons. Gene Ontology annotation, molecular function: fatty acid elongase activity.
GUCACGGUCAGCCCACGCUCCGGCUGUGGACAGCGGCGCCUUCCUCUUACCCGCGGCCGGCGCUCCUCUCGCUUCGCAUCCUCGUCGGCUCCAGCUGGCCGCGGGAGUCCCGCCGCCGCUGCCGCCGCUGCGCUGUCCUCGGAGCCGCUGCUACCUCGGAGGAGGACAUAUACUUCUCCUCCCCUGUAAAUCUGUACCCCUGACCUUAAGGUGCUUCUCCACCGUCAGUGAAGAACCGCUGGUGAGGAGAGGAGAGUCCUGGUCCUGUCAAGCUCACCUAGCCAGGGACUGGCAGAGCCAGAAGUUUUAAAAUGGAAAAUUUCGAUGCGUCGCUCAGUACCUAUUUCAGGGCCUGGCUAGGCCCCCGAGAUACUAGAGUAAAAGGAUGGUUUCUUCUAGACAAUUACAUACCUACAUUGGUCUCCUCUGUCAUUUAUUUAUUAAUCGUAUGGCUGGGACCAAAAUACAUGAAGAAUAAACAGCCAUUCUCUUGCCGAGGAAUUUUAGUGGUGUAUAACCUUGGACUCACUUUACUGUCUCUCUAUAUGUUCGUCGAGCUGGUGACGGGAGUAUGGGAAGGCAGAUACAACUUCUUCUGUCAGGGCACGCGCAGCGCUGGAGAAUCAGAUAUGAAGAUUAUCCGUGUCCUCUGGUGGUACUACUUCUCCAAACUCAUAGAAUUCAUGGACACCUUCUUCUUUAUCCUGCGCAAGAACAACUACCAGAUCACAGUCCUGCACGUCUACCACCAUGCUUCCAUGUUCAACAUCUGGUGGUUUGUGAUGAACUGGGUCCCCUGUGGCCACUCCUAUUUUGGUGCCACACUUAACAGCUUCAUCCACGUACUCAUGUACUCAUACUAUGGCCUGUCGUCAAUCCCAUCUAUGCGUCCGUACCUGUGGUGGAAGAAGUACAUCACUCAGGGGCAGCUGGUCCAGUUUGUUCUGACAAUCAUCCAGACCACCUGUGGGGUCAUCUGGCCAUGCUCAUUCCCGAUGGGGUGGCUGUAUUUCCAGAUUGGAUACAUGAUUUCCCUCAUCAUCCUCUUCACCAACUUCUACAAUGAGACCUACAACAAGAAGGGGGCCUCCCGGCGGAAAGACCACCAGAAUGGCUCCGUGGCCACCGCCAACGGGCACACCAACGGCGUCCCCGCCCUGGAAAGCAGCGUGAAGCCCAGGAAGCAGCGGAAGGACUGAGCCUCGGUGGCCGCGCCUCCCACGCCGAGAUUGUAAGCACAGCGCGUGGUGCCCACCCGCGCAGCUGCUGUCCUGCCCGGCCUGCGUAGUUGAUUGUGUAGGGCCACCUCCAUCGUCCACACCCCUCAGUGCGUGCGCCAGUUACCCUUGUAGGCUAAGACUCCUCACGUUUCUGGGCUCCCGUGACCCCCGCUCUAGACUGUGGAAAGGGAGUUAUACUGUAGUAUAUGACACUGCUGUUGCCUUAUUAGUUAUAACAUGAUAGGUGCUGAAUUGUGAUUCACAAUUUAAAACACUGUAAUCCAAACUUUUUUUUUAACUGUAGAUCAUGCAUGUGAUUGUACAUGUAAAUUUGUACAAUGUUGUUACAGUAGAGAAACACACAUGCCUUAAAAUUUAAGAAGCAGGGCCCAAAGCUUAUUAGUUUAAAUUAGGGUAUGUUUCAAGUUUGUACUCAUUUGUAAUAGCUCUGUUUAGAAAAAUCAGAGAUGAGAUUUAUGAAAUCAUCAUGUGAUAUAAUUUCAAGUGACUUGUGGACGUGAAAUCAGAAGCGGCACCUUCAGUUUUGUAGGAUUGGCUUUCAGUCAGGCAAGCGCAAACCUAGUGGGGCAGUCAGUUUAACUUUUUAACAAAUCUUAUUUUUUUAUUUUGAGUGCCAUGAUUAAUGAUGUAAAGGGGGGCUCUAAAACAGUCUCGAUGAAACUUAAAUAUAUAUUCUUGUCCUCAAGAUUUUAGGCAGAGUGUAGUGGGUAGGCCGUUUUUAAUUUCUGAAGUGCUAAGUGUUUUUAUACAGAAAAAAGUCCAUUUUGCUCUUCACCACUGUGAGAGAAAGUGUAUCCUUUUAAAGAGAGAUGAGUCCGUAGUUCCUGUUUGACAGGCGUCCCAUGUCCUAGCCAUGGAGAGCCACCUGCUAAGGCCACACCUGAACUGGUCCUGUGCUGCUGUAUGUUUUAACACAAACUUCCUUCUAAAUGUGCCUAUUUUACUACAAUUAAAGGGGAAAAACUUUUAAAAUUAAGGCAAAAUUAAACAGAUGACUAUAGCCUAAGAGAACUUGGAAAUUGGAUAGUGACAGGUAACUUGUUCAGUGGAAAUUUAAUAGCACCUGUAAUUUUUUUCUGCUUAGAACCUAAAGAACUAUUUAAAAUAGCUUGUUUAAAAGUAAUAGACUGCUUAUCAUAAAAUCAUGUCUCACACUCGAGGCAAGUGGUCAAACAAACAGGGACUGUUUUGUGUGUCAUUUUGUUCAAGUGUAGCCUCUGAAUUCCUUCUCCUUUGGGAAACAAAGUUCACUGAACCACUGGUGAUAUCGGAGAAGAUCCUUGACAAUGUAUGAACUAACUGGGUUUGAUGUGUAUGUGAAUGCCCGUUUACCAUGCUUUGAUUUUGCACAUUCAUACUAGAGAGAGCCGGCCGCCGGCUCUCAUGCUAGUCCUGUGGGUUUCUGUGUGGAAGGCGUUGCAGCCUCGGUUUACACGGCCCUGACAGCUCUCGCCUGUGUGUCCUUGUGUGUGUCUCCGUCCCUAGGUACUAGUUCGCAGUUGUCCUUACCUAUUUCCAUCCAAAAUGGUAACACUCAGUGGCUGCCGUCAGAGUGCUUAGCUCACGUGGAUAUCCUACACUGUCAAAUGAUGUCUAAACAUUAAUCAUUAAAAUGUUUUUGAUUACCGGUG